AUGGUCGGGGAAGAGAAUGGUCGUGGUGUGAGNUCAAUCCGGGAUUUAGAAGUGAAAGAUGUAGUUGCAGCUCCAACAUGUGAUGGCACUUCUACUUUACAGUUUAUUGAUGAAAUCCAACCAUCACCAGCUUUGAAUUCAAAAUCCAAUGCUGCAAGUCACACAUUUGAUGGCGAUGAAUCACCAGCUUUUAACUCAAAAUCCGAUGUUGCAACUCAUACAUUUGAUGGCGAUGGCAAUGACUCUCCUACUUUACUGUCUGUUGAUGAAAUUCCGUUUUCACCAGCCCUCAACUCAAAAUCUGAUGUUGCAAUUCAUACAUUUGAUGGCUCUUCUACUGUACAGUCUACUGAUGAAAUUCAUUUAUCAUCGGAUGAAGUUCAGUUUUCACCAGCCUUCAACUCAAAAUCUGAUGGUGCAGUUCAUACAUUUGAUGGCUCCUCUAUUGUCCAGUCUACAGAUGAAUUUCAGUUGUCACCUCCCUUCAACCUAUCAGAUGUUGAAUCUACAAGCAAAAAAUGUAGCAUGGAAAGCUCUACUCCUUUCACAGAGUUAUCGCAACUUCUUGAAAGUUUGACCUUACAUAGCAGUGGAGACAAUAUUAUAUACCCUGAGGAGAGCCAGGGAAAUGCGUACGCGUCAUCAACAAGAAUGGAUCAUGGAAACAAAGCAUCAUGGGAAAGGAUAGAUGAAUCAAAAGGUGACUCUGAAUCCAUCUCUUUAGCAGAUUCUAAUGAUCAUUUUGAACACUCGAUUUCCCCUUCCAGUAUGAAAGAAACUAGAAGUGAUCUGCAGCAACCUCAUGAUCCUCCUUCCAUUGGUUUAGCAGAUUUUAAUGAUAAUUUUGAACACUCAAUUUGCCAUUCCAAUAUAGAAGAAACUAGAAGAGGUCUGCAGCAACCUCAUGAUGCCCCUAGCAAGGGUCAGAAAGGGAAAGGGCGAAAGCCAAAGGAAACCAAGUCGGGGACAAAAGAGUCUACCCCAAGGAAAAAGAAAAAAGUGGAAGAACCUGAACCAGAAGAUUGGGAACUUAUGAGGAAAAUGUAUUCUAGUGGUGAGCCAAGAAGUAGUGAUCACAUGGACUCUGUGGACUGGGAAGCAGUUCGGUGCGCAGAUGUUGGUGAUAUUGCUGAAUCCAUCCAAGAUCGUGGUCAACAAAACAUAAUUGCAGGAAGAAUCAAGGACUUCCUUAACAGAUUGGUUCAAACUCAUAAUUGCAUUGACCUUGAAUGGCUUCGAUAUGCUCCACCUGAUAAAGUGAAGAAAUAUCUAUUGGAAAUACCUGGAUUGGGGUUAAAGAGUGUAGAAUGUGUCCGACUUUUGUCUCUUCAACAUAUUGCUUUCCCGGUUGAUACAAAUGUUGGACGAAUAGCUGUGCGUCUUGGCUGGGUUCCUAUCCAACCAUUGCCAGAACAAAUGCAAAUACAUCUUUUAGAACAGUACCCAGUCAUGGAUAACAUUCAAAAAUAUCUUUGGCCACGGUUAUGUCAUCUUGAUCAAAGAACAUUGUAUGAACUACACUAUCAGUUGAUCACUUUUGGAAAGGUCUUUUGCACAAAGAAAAAUCCGCAUUGCAGUGCUUGUCCAAUGAGAGGGGAAUGUAAACACUUUGCAAGUGCAUUUGCAAGUGCAAGGCUUGCUUUACCAGGGCCAGUAGAGAAAGGAAUAGUGAAGUCAAAACUCUAUAAUGUAUUUAGUGAAAAUCCUCAGAUCAUUGUCAACCCAAUCCCAACCUGCCUCUUACAUUCUGAUGGUUUAACUUCUGAGAACCAAGUCAAUAAUUGUGAACCUAUCAUUGAAGAGCCACCAUCACCUGAGCGACAUUGUAUAGAAUCUUUAGAACCUGAAUCUAACUUCAAUGAUUUUUGUAUUGGGGAUAUUGAAGAUAUUCCUACUAUUAGACUGCAAGAGAAGAAAUUCCAGGAAAAUUUACAAAAUUUCAUGGAGAUGAAUAAAAUUAUGUUUCAAGAUUCUAAAGCUUUAGUUGCUCUGACGGCAGAAGCAACUUCCAUUCCUGUACAAAAACUAAAGAGUAUUAACCGAUUGCGGACGGAACACUUAGUUUAUGUACUCCCAGAUAAUCAUGAGCUUCUUGAAGGGUUUGAGAAACGAUUAGUUGAUGAUCCCUGUCCAUACCUUCUUGCUAUAUGGUCACCAGGUGAAACACCAAAUUCAAUUGAACCACCUCAAAGUAGAUGCAAUUUUGAAGGGGAUAAUCUUUGCGAUGACCAAACAUGUUAUAAGUGUAAUAGAACUAGAGAAGAAGAUGCUAACAUUGUUCGAGGAACAAUUUUGAUACCUUGUUUGACUGCAAAUAGAGGCAGAUUUCCACUUAAUGGAACUUACUUUCAAGUUAAUGAGGUAUUUGCAGACCAUGAAACCAGUGAGCAGCCAAUUAAUGUUCCCAGGACGAUGAUAGCUAAUCUAACAAGGCAAACGGCGUAUUUUGGAUCCACAGCUUCACAUAUAUCAAAAGCUUUAGAUAUUGAGAGAAUUCAAAGAUGUUUUUGGAGAGGAUUUAUAUGUGUGAGAGGAUUCGAUCGAAGAUCUCGUGCUCCUAAACAUCUUUUAGAAAGAUUUCACUGCUCACCAAGUAAGAUUGUUGUUAAAAAAGCCCCAGGAAGGAGAUGAUGCUCCAACUCCAAGGCUUGUCAAAACAUGUCUCCAGGUUUUGUACAGUUAAAAGCAUAUACAUGUAAAUAAGCUAUAUGCGUCCCAGGGAGACUCCAUUUGAUUUU
Molecule: messenger RNA, 2738 nt
Organism: Pistacia vera
Lineage: Eukaryota; Viridiplantae; Streptophyta; Magnoliopsida; Sapindales; Anacardiaceae
Product: protein ROS1A-like
Exons: 16
Coding region: 1-2631 (876 amino acids)
Biological process (GO): DNA repair
Molecular function (GO): DNA N-glycosylase activity; DNA demethylase activity; 4 iron, 4 sulfur cluster binding
Source: RefSeq, a predicted model, not a curated record